AUGGAGCAGAGACCCUCACAAGCUGGACAAGCGGCGGCUGCCAGACGGGAAACCGUCAAACGCAUUGGGGACCUUGCGAAACAAAUUGUGCCAGAGAUGGAAAAGAAAGGACAAAUAGCUAAAUUACCCGUGAAGCUUACAGAUGCCGUGUAUUACCCGGCAGAGGGGCAUGGCAAGGUCCGAUUCUGCAUAGCGUGUGGAAAACACGGUAGUUACCGUUUUGACAGACAUCUACUUAGCCAGCACGGGAUCUCAAAAGUAAACAAUUCGCAGCUCUAUGAGGUGUAUGAGCAACUCGGUAGAGGAGUGCUGGAGAGAAUGAAGGCUGCAUCCGUGGAUUUGUCGAAGAUACCGCAGCCUCGGAAUCGUGGGGAGUGGUUAAUAUUUGGCGCCUUCUACUCUCAACUACAGGAUUGCGGUAUCCCGCUGCUUAAUGACCAGCAAGAAUUUUCAAGUUCACCUCAGCCGGAGGAAGUGAAUGUAUGCCCUGUAGAAGGAGGACCAUCCCAUGUAGUUGAAGAAGGGUCAGAACAAGUAAUAAAGGAUGAACAACUUCAUCAGAGAUCGGUACCACCGACACAGCGAGCGCCGUUUAUACCAAGAGCUAAUUUGUGCAUCACUGCCAAAAUAGCUGACGAUCCCGAAUAUCGAGGUUGUUUGACUAUACACCACGUGUUCACGGAUGCUCCAGAUAAAACACUGAUGUUCGCUCAUGAAUAUGAUACCUUGGACGGAAGUGAAGAGGAAGGAGAGCAACAAUAUUUUGUUCAAAGAUUAGGGGAGACCAUGUCCGUCGAUGACGCAAUCUACUCCUGCGAGAUCGUGAGAGAUUUUUUCGCUAAAUUACAAGAUGCAGGCGUUCCUGUGGGUGUGAGAUCGUCGUUUGCAAAAGCAGUGCUCUCAUUUUACAAAUUCCUGCAGCUGAGUGUUGGUGUAGGAGCUGGGAGAAGCAGACACGAUGUUAUUGAGAACGCGAUCAGAUGUGCUGAAUAUGAAGUAAAACGAGCCAACGAUGAGAAAAAAGAGAUCAUGACAUUCAGAGAUAUCGCUGAGAACAGGGCGCAGGAAGUAGAACGUUACUGUGUGGUAAGGACAAUAGUAAACUGUCGGCAAUUAGAGAACGGAGUAAGGACUAUAGCGCAGAGGUUCGAAACAACGAAUUCUUUACAGCGACUAGAUUACUGCUUCGUGAUGAGUGCUGUUAUGGCGUAUCUGGUACACUGUAAUGCAGCAAGGAAUGAGCUGACAUAUAAAACGCGAUACGGCAAUAUAUACGGAGAAGACGAUGUUCAUGGGCUACAAAUUGUGACCUUCAGUGAUGAGAACUUGUUGCAGUCAGAACAGUUCUGGGUUGGCACAUAUCCACUACCGAAGCACUACAAUAGGGUGCGUGAACCGACAAGCAGAACCGGCGGCUAUUUCGUUGUCGACAAAAAGUGCAAGGAGUGGUUGGAUCACUAUGGAAAACUUCGUGAACACGUAUGUCGCCUAAAUGGUAUCCAAGACGCCUAUGAACCGCUGAAGGCAUUCUUCAUUCAAUGGAAUGGGCGUGAUGUAACACCUGAAAGCGCACGAAGUCUUAUGACAAAUCUAUUCUCAAAGCUGGGCUGUGGAAAUUUGAAACUGAGCUGUAACACAUCGAGACGAGGUGUGGCACGUAUGGAGUAUGAAAAACACAUGCGCUCGAAAAUGGAAAGCCUCAGCUCAGGAAACUUCGCUGAUAAAGAUAUUUCUAAUAUACAGUCACACCGACAAAGAACACAGGAAGAAAUAUAUGUGGAUCGUUACCAGAUAUCCUGUGUCUACGGCUAUAUUAAAUUGAAGCUUUACGCUGAGCAAGAAGCCAACAAGAGUCAUGCGAUCAGAGCGCGCGUAGCCGAAAUGAUGGAAACUUUGAAAGAACCUCCAGCAACUGUAUCACGGCUGCCGAAGCAAGGACACAGCGCGGAUGACGAAGAGGAAGAAUUUGAAGGUCCCAGCGACCUUGGGAUGGAAAGUGAUUCUACAUCGGACUUAUCGGUCUAUAAUGAUAUCAUUGGUGACUACGGCGAAGAGUUCACAACUGAUGAACCUAUUAGACAUGAACCUGGAACAAGUUCUUCAGAUGUUUUCCCAUCCGCAUCAGCAAAAUUCCGAAGUAAAAAAAUGAGGCUAAGUCCAAGCAAAGACGACGCCACUGAACAAUUGGAUGUAAGUAGUGACGACAUGGAGGACGAAAACCUUAAAAGCGGCAGACGUACAAGGCGAAAGAAUGCUAGAAAAGCGGUCCCUACUAGUACCGAUAGGUAUGAACAAGACUCUGGUGUUUCGCCAGCGACUACGAUAGCACACAUUAGUGCGUCACCAGUAGUAGUUUGCAGUGAAUCUGAAGGCAAUAUAGCAAUGCUGUCCAAAUACUCAAUUAUCAGAAGAAAAACGAAACGUGGCGAGCAGGAGACAGUCAUGAAGCUUCAAAAGAAAGAAACAGUUACUCCCGCAGACAUCACCGUGGCGUCUUUGUCUCCAUCUACGCAAACGACCUUGCCAUCAGCAAGAGCAACUACGCUGAGAACGAUGGAUGAAGAAGGACGAGAAGGAGAGGGGAUCAGACAAAGUGGAGUGCUGGCUCGAGGAGCUGCGGCAAAGGCGCGAUUCCAACAAAGUGAGGAAGCGAAGAAACGAGAACGCUACGCAUGCCAGUUGCCUGAGAUAGCUAAUCCUGCGAAAGUGCUUGACUAUAUGCGGGAGUUCAACAGCAGGCAGUACUCAGGAGGGUUAGGAUACUUCCAGGAUGAAUACGAGCAGCAAUGUUUCAAUCUACGGCGAGUAGCUCAACCGAUCCAAGAUUUUCCGUGGCUUGAAAUACGCGAUAUCCCAAGUAUUAAUGGGAAAGGUUUAUUUGCUAAAGUGAAUAUCCAGAAAGACCAAGUAGUGAGCGACUACAGAGGAAAGUUUGUGACUAAGGAAGAGUUAGAAGAAAUAAAAUCGAAAAUGAACCCGACAGAUCGUCUUUCAGUUGGCGACUAUGAAGUAGAAUUUCUUGUCUCAUCCACCGACCUUCAAAUUCCUGUAACAUUCCCUCGAAUGCUGAAGUUCAUUCCCUUGGACGAUGACUCUCACUCGCAGCAAACGGGUACCAGAAUUGCGCUGGCGAAAAAAAUAAAGAUUGAUACACGAACCGUGAUCACUGCCAGUAAUGUUUUUCGUUCUUUGAACGUGAAGACUCGCAUUCCUGGCCUCGUUCCUGAUAACAGCCCGAAUGCAUUCGCGGACCUACUCAAUGUAUAUCGCCACAGUCGGUUGAUGUUUUUAGGUUAUGAGGAUGACUACCCUACACGAAGUGAUCUCGCCGAAACGCCGCCAAAUGCGAACACAUUGCUGCAACUAUUAUGUGUGGCGUACAGAGAUGCAUAUGAAAAGAGUAAUCCUGUGGUUCUGGUACUAAAACAUGGAGGAGGUCGAACCCGACUCAUGCGCAAAAAGCAAACGGCGUUCGUCGUGUUAUUGGGAGAGAUCAUCGGUCCAGUCCAACGAAAACGAUAUGGAAACUGUAUUAUUUACGACGAAUCACAGGAUAGAUGUCAAACUGUGAUCGAACAAACUGACGACAGAAAAUCGGAGAAGUCAUUGUUACAAAUAUUUGGUGAGGAAAGGCUCAUAUACUUCCCACGAGCACAUGAGACUAUGUGGACAAGACUGCNAAAUCAGCUGCACAUUAAUGUCGACGAAGUCCUAAAAACGAUGGAUGAGUUCGAUCCUAAUCGGUUUCAACAGGAACAUCUACAGCAGGCAUUGAGCACGAUGAAAUGA
Molecule: messenger RNA, 3789 nt
Organism: Haemonchus placei
Lineage: Eukaryota; Metazoa; Nematoda; Chromadorea; Rhabditida; Trichostrongylidae
Source: the annotation of a GenBank genome assembly